Paramacrobiotus metropolitanus is the source of this 2162-nucleotide messenger RNA. RefSeq names its product prolyl 4-hydroxylase subunit alpha-1-like. The coding region runs from base 304 to 1947 and encodes 547 amino acids. Gene Ontology annotation, biological process: peptidyl-proline hydroxylation to 4-hydroxy-L-proline. The transcript is spliced from 5 exons. Gene Ontology annotation, molecular function: iron ion binding; L-ascorbic acid binding; procollagen-proline 4-dioxygenase activity. Gene Ontology annotation, cellular component: endoplasmic reticulum. NCBI's taxonomy places the organism in Eukaryota, Metazoa, Tardigrada, Eutardigrada, Parachela, Macrobiotidae. The record is from RefSeq and is a predicted model, not a curated record.
CGUUCCGGCAUAUGUGCAGUGCAAAUAUUAUUUGACUUUAUUUUUAACUGUUUGGAACGAGUCCAGCUACAGUAUCGCUUCAUUUCCCUGUGUACUUAAAAUAUCUACCCACAAAUCUAGAGCAGCCUAGACACUGCUGUAAUAAACGGAAAGAUGCAGAAUUGGAGAUUCUCCUUUCCUCGUCGUCUAGGAUGUACAUGCGUGAGCGAAGGAACUGCAGAACUGCUGCCUGAUCAUCCGAUCAGCUUGAAAACCUUUGGAAAGGUUUCUGCUCCUGCGGUCGCUUAUUAACCUUGAAUCACGAUGCAUGCCAAUCAGGUUUUGAUUGUCUUAUGUAUUUUGUAUUCAUCCCUGAGAAGGGGUUCGGCCGAAGUAUUUACGGCCAUCGCAGAUUUGGAGAAACUGCUGGAAAAUGAGCGUCUGGUGGUGGACACUCUGGAGAGAUUCUUGGAUGAAGAAGAACAACGUAUGGACCAGAUACGAAAAUACACGACAGAAUUGAAGAACAUCUAUGCCACCGCCAAUGAUAAUCUGGAAAAGUUCAUUGCUCAUCCUGUGAAUGUGUACCUUUUCGUCAAAAAACUCACUCUGGACUGGAAGCAAGCAGAGGAUUUGUUAAACCAGGCUUUGGGCCGAGUUUACCUUGAGGACAUAUAUGGUAUCCGAAGUGAUUCAAAUUAUCCCAUCCCCACCGAUGAAGAUCUGAACGGAGUGGCUGUGGCUUUAUCUCGACUGCAAGAUACUUACCGCAUAGACUCUGAAGCUAUUGCGGAAGGGCGAAUUAAAGGUGUCGCUAAAUCCCCGAGUUUAACGGCCUUGGAGUGCUUCGAAUUGGGAAAAGUUUUCUACAAUUUCAAAGACUAUGAUCACUCGAUGGAAUGGAUGCGAACAGCGUUGCACCGAAUGAAUGAAUACUUCAUGAUAAAUGAAACUUUCAGCAGAGCGGAUGUUUUGGAGUAUUUGGCGUUUAGUAGCUAUUUGAAGGGAGAACUGAACGAUGCAGUACGCUUCACUAGAGACAUUCUAGAUGUCCAGCCUUCACACGAACGAGCUCAGAAUAAUUUGUGGCACUAUAAUCAAGAGAUGGCGCUGUUGAAUUCCGGAAGAAAGAAAGGAGACGAUGGGAAUACCGUCGCGACAAAAAAACAGUUAAUCGAAAAGAAGUCUGAUAAAUGGGCGGAUGAAAGGCGGACGUAUGAGAUUUUGUGUCGUGGAGAAAAGCAGUUUAAACCUUCAGUUGACAAGCAUUUGAAUUGCUUUUUCACAGCGAACGACCCUUAUUUAUUCGUGCAGCCGGUGAAAAGCGAAUUGGUGCACAAAGAUCCAGAUGUUAUUAUUUACCAUGAUGUCAUAUCAGAUCGGGAAAUUGGAGUUAUCAAAUCUCUUGCCGUGCCGAGAUUACAGAGGGCCACUGUGCAGAAUGCUGUGACUGGCGAACUGGAAACCGCACAUUACAGAAUAAGCAAAAGCGCUUGGUUGAAAAGCACAGACGAUCCAGUGAUAGAUCGUGUUAAUAAGCGCAUUGCUGCCAUCACUGGACUGGACACUGAUUACGCAGAGGAGCUGCAAAUCGCUAACUACGGCAUCGGUGGACAUUAUGAGCCGCAUUUUGAUUUCGCCCGCAAAGCGGAAACAAAAGUUUUCACUAGCCUUGGCAUGGGUAAUCGCGUGGCCACAAUGCUGUUCUAUAUGUCAGAUGUGGAAGCCGGUGGAGCUACGGUAUUCCCCAAACUUAAUUUGGCGUUGUGGCCGAAGAAGGGGUCCGCUGCAUUCUGGUAUAAUCUCCACAAAAACGGUGAGGGCGAUGUCAGAACGCGACAUGCGGCGUGCCCCGUAUUGUCCGGUGUGAAAUGGGUUUCCAAUAAAUGGAUUCAUGAGUACGGACAGGAAUGGCAUAGACCGUGUGAAUUGGAACCGGAUGGUUACGAACCAGAAGAGAUGUAUUAACGUGGUGUUUGGGCUAACAUGACUGCUAUUUUGAUCUUUUAUGUUGUUCCUUGCGUAGCGCAUUUCUUAAGAUUGAUUUUGCUCUGCUGCUAAUGUGAUCUGUUCCUGUUCUUUUAUUGUUUUACUGGUUAAUUUUUUAUGAACGGUUCAAAAGUGAACACAGAUUGUUAAGACAGUUUACACUAAAUGGGUGAAUGAACAUCAUAAUUCGAAAA